Haplochromis burtoni (Burton's mouthbrooder) is the source of this 2589-nucleotide messenger RNA. Its product is annotated as coiled-coil and C2 domain-containing protein 2A-like. Gene Ontology annotation, biological process: non-motile cilium assembly; protein localization to ciliary transition zone. Lineage: Eukaryota; Metazoa; Chordata; Actinopteri; Cichliformes; Cichlidae. Gene Ontology annotation, cellular component: ciliary transition zone. The record is from RefSeq and is a predicted model, not a curated record. The transcript has 15 exons. Bases 256 to 2088 code for a protein of 610 amino acids.
GCAAUCAUAUAUACCCCAAUGAGAAAAUGCUUUGGUGACAGUGGGAAAGAAAAACUUCAUUUUAACAGGAAGAAUCCUUAAUGAUAUUGACAUAUAAAACUACAAAUACCUGGAGGGACUGAGUACUGUUGGUGGUAACCCCGACCCAGAAUUAGAGCAAAAAAGCUUUGUCAUAUUGCCACAAAUUCUUAUCUACAUUACAGUAAGAUUUAAUUUUAAAUGAAUAGUCCUGCAGGCUGUUGACAAAGUGAUUACAUGUUUGUUGCAUUUAUCAGGAUUUUAGGAAUAAACCUUUUCAAGCUGGCUGAACCAAAACGACCACUGAAACCUCAGAGGAAAGAAAGAAAGAAGGUGACGGCCCAGAACCUGUCUGACGGAGACAUCAAAUUGCUUGUUAACAUCAUCCGGGCCUAUGAUAUCCCAGUCCGCAGGCUUCAGAGCAAUAAACCAGGACAGUCAUCUCAUAGUGCCCUUCAGGGCAGCAUUGGGCUUCCCGACCAGAUACAGGUGAGGCCAUUUGUGGAGGUUUCCUUCCAACGCACAGUACUUCAAACAGCCACAGCCGAUGGACCAAACCCAUGCUGGAACGAGGAGCUGCAGCUGCCUUUUAGCGCUCCAAAUGGUGACUACAGCACUGCUAGCCUGCAGUCAGUCAAAGAUGAGGUUUUCAUCAACAUAUUUGAUGAAGUGGUACAUGAGACUGUGAUGAAUGACAAAAACAGAGGGAAAUCAAUUCAAACCCACAUAGAGAAGCGCUGGUUGGGCUCAGUCAAGAUUCCUUUCAGCACAAUUUAUUCUCAGUCCAAGAUUGAUGGGACAUUUAAAGUGAACACGCCAGCUGUGCUGCUGGGUUACAGCAAGGAGAAGAGCCACUUCACUAAUAGUGGUUUUGAUAUCUUGAGAAGUCUGAGUGAGGGAACAUUUAUCACGCUGUUCAUCACUGUCGAUCCACAGCUGGUACCUGGAGAGUCUGUUAGGGAGAAGAUAAAGGAAAUGAAGUUUGACACCCAAGAGGAUGAGCGCUUAUUGCAAGCUUCAGAGAGAUUUGAGAGGGACGCAGCUCAGAGAUACCCAGACCGACCCUGCAUUACCACAGUCAUAGACCUCAGUGGGAAGACGGUCUUCAUCACACGUUACAUUCGACCACUCAGUCCCCCAAAGGAGCUACUGGAUGAAUUCCCCAAUAACCCAUUGGAAGCCACGCCCCUCGUUGCUCGAUUUGUGUCACUCAUCCCUUCUCUGCCUGACCAAGUUUCAUUUUCUGCAACCUGCGAUCUUUGGAGCACCUGUGACCAAUUCCUAACCCUUCUAGCGGGUGAUGAAGAGGAACACGCUGUACUGUUGUGCAACUACUUCCUGUCUUUGGGCAAGAAAGCCUGGCUUAUAAUUGGCACAGCCAUACCGGAGGGACCCACGGCUUAUGUCCUGACCCUUGAGCAGAACCUCUACCUUAUCUGGAAUCCCAGCAGCGGUCAGUUCUACGGGCAGUACGACACCUUCUGCCCACUUCAGGCAGUUGGCUGCUUGGUCAAUGCUGACAAUGUUUGGUUCAACAUUCAACAAUAUACAUCACCAAUGAGGGUCAGUUUUGACAUCACAAAAGCUAAUUUGUGGAAACCGUUUUUCUCCCGAACUUUCUCCCACCCUGGACUGUCUAGCGUACAACCAGAGGAGCUGGUGUAUCGUCGCACAGACAGGGCAGCUGCAGCAGAGCUUCAGGACAGAAUCGAGAGGAUCCUGAAGGAGAAGAUAAUGGAGUGGCGACCUCGUCAGCCAACCCGCUGGAACCGCUACUGCACCACCACCCUGAAACAGUUCCUGCCCAAGCUGGAGCUGAUCCGAGGACAAGAUGUGGCUGAGGGACACCGCCAUGAGCUGCAGAGCCUGCUGGGAGACUACAGAAUUUCAGGAUUCCCCCUCAAUCUGGUGUUCUCUGAGAUCCGGCCCAUUAUAGAGGCAGUGUACAGCACUGGCAUUCACAGUGUUCAGGCAUCAAAUGUGGAGUUUGCCCUGGCUGUGUAUGUGCACCCCUACCCAAAUAACGUCAUGUCAGUGUGGAUUUACUUGGCCUCACUCGUCCUCACAUGAUGUAAGAUCUGACUGUUUAUCAAGCUUCAGCUUUAUCAAAGCUGAUGUUUAAUGCAAAUUACUGUAGAUCAAGUUAUCUUCAUGAACUUUGCAAUAUUUUUUUGUACUUUUUUUUUGUAUUCAGCUUUCCAUAUGUACUGGCCCAUCUCACGAUGUCUCCUUCAUACUUUGAGUUAGCAUGAAUCUGCUGCCGAUACCAGCUCAUUCUACCAGCUGUGACAAGAGCACUAGCAAAAAAGCACAACUAUAGAAUAAUUAGUCAGGAGGGAUAAGGAGAGAGGAAUGGUCCGUGGAAAGCACUUGCAAAACGGUUCCCUGUUGCCUCUCCAGUGCUUCCGAUGUUACUUUUGUUACACCAAAGCAAUUUUUAAUCACAUUUUUAAGGUUUUAUUUAUGAAAGCAAAAAAGACAUGUGUUCAUGACAUGGUCAGAAAUAAACUGUAAAAUGUAUAAACAUUUUCAAAUAAGCUAAAUUGUAUUUGAAUUAAAUGCAUAAACUUC